Messenger RNA from Benincasa hispida (wax gourd), 1030 nucleotides. RefSeq names its product HMG-Y-related protein A-like. Gene Ontology annotation, molecular function: double-stranded DNA binding; nucleosomal DNA binding. The record is from RefSeq and is a predicted model, not a curated record. Gene Ontology annotation, biological process: nucleosome assembly; negative regulation of DNA recombination; chromosome condensation. Lineage: Eukaryota; Viridiplantae; Streptophyta; Magnoliopsida; Cucurbitales; Cucurbitaceae. Gene Ontology annotation, cellular component: nucleolus; nucleosome; nucleus.
AAAUUACUCAAAAUCCCUUUUCGCAAAUCUGUGCUCAAAUCAAACAGUUAACAAGGCCAUGUCUUUUUUUUUUUGAACAGCAGUAGUAGGUUCCUCUCUCUAUCUCUAGCUGCUUUCUGGGUUACUCUUGACCCUUCUCUGUAGGCUUCAGGAAAAUAAAAAAGCUUUCUUUUUCAAUUUUCAAUGGCGACUGAAGAGGUUAAUAAACCUCCAUCACUCCCUCCUUACCCCGAGAUGAUAUUUAGGGCUAUUGAAGCAUUGAAUAGUGAAAAUGGCUCAAACAAGUCCACAAUAUCAAAGUACAUUGAAUCAACAUAUGGGAACUUGCCCACUGGGCACUCAUCUUUGCUCACACACCAUUUGAACAUGAUGAAAGCCAGUGGAGAACUUGUGUUCUGGAAGAACAACUACAUGAAGAGGGAUCCCACGGCACCUCCCCGGCGGGGACGUGGCAGGCCUCCCAAACCGAAGGGCCCUCUUCCACCCAGUUCUGUUUUAUCCCCACCAAAACCGAGAGGCCGCCCGCCUAAGGACCCCAAUGCACCUCCAAAACCACCAAAACCAGUGCAGAUGAAGGUAUCUUCUGGGACUGGAAAAGCAAGAGGACGGCCAAGGAAAUUCCCUCUGGCAACAACCAUGCCAUCUCCUCCGACACCGAGUGGGAGGCCCCGUGGUCGACCUCCCAAGGUGAAGACUUCAUUGACUGAAGUUAGCGUUCAACAAUAGAUUGUUGCAGAGCAGUAUUAAUUGGUAGUGCCUUGACUCUCCCUCCCUCCCUCUCUCUCUCUCUCUGUGUUGCUGUGUGGGCAGUUUGUAGUUGUAGUGCUAGUUUUAGUUUGAUGUGGAUGUGGGUGUAAUUCAUGUAAAGUGUGGUGUAGUUGUUUGUGAGGCUCUGUUGCUUUCUAAUUUACAAAGUGAACAUUGACCUGUGCUAAUCAUAAUUUCUUCAGUGUUUCAAUCCUCAAAACAUUUUUUAGAUCGUCUGUUCAUUUGUGAAAAAAUCCCAAAUGUCGUAAAGUUGAAGUGAUCA